Molecule: messenger RNA, 579 nt
Organism: Saccostrea cuccullata (small rock oyster)
Lineage: Eukaryota; Metazoa; Mollusca; Bivalvia; Ostreida; Ostreidae
Product: short-chain collagen C4-like
Exons: 3
Coding region: 1-579 (192 amino acids)
Source: RefSeq, a predicted model, not a curated record
AUGAUUUCUUUGAUCCUCGUCGUAUUGGAAACAGUUCUAAAAGAAGUUUUGACUGUCCCAUCAGGGGGAACUGUGUAUACUCGCUGGGGUCGCAAAGAUUGUCCCAGCAGUGCAAAAUUAGUCUACUCAGGAUAUGCUGGAGUAGAACCACUUUGUUUACCAAGAGACCCACAGUGGGAAGGCUACAGCAGAUAUAACCCCUUUAGAGGGAGUGUGUUUGGGGCUGAAUACCAAGUUGAUAAUAGUGAUAUCAUAAACUCUAAAUUGCAUGACCACGAUGUACCAUGUGCCGUUUGUGAGAUUGUCAGUGGAUCACCCGUCAUCGUAAUUCCGGCAAGAAUACGCUGCUACCCCGGUUUGAAAAAAAAGUAUGGUGGAUACCUCAUGGCAGGAUAUUGGAAUCAUAAAGCCGGCUCCACCUACUCCUGCGUGGAUAAAUAUCCUCAGGCUCUGCAUGGGGGAUACCAAAAUCAUGAUGGUAAACUGUUCUACCCAGUGGAAGCUUGGUGUGGUACCUUACCAUGUCCUUCCUACAGAAAUGAAUGGGAGUUUACCUGUGUCGUUUGUUCCAAAAAAUAG